Messenger RNA from Fusarium keratoplasticum, 1893 nucleotides. RefSeq lists its product as uncharacterized. The transcript has a single exon. Lineage: Eukaryota; Fungi; Ascomycota; Sordariomycetes; Hypocreales; Nectriaceae. The record is from RefSeq and is a predicted model, not a curated record. Bases 1 to 1893 code for a protein of 630 amino acids.
AUGUCCGGCAUCGAGGUCGUGGGCCUGGUCCUCGGCAUCCUGCCACUGGCCAUCAAGGCCCUCCAAGGCUACAGGGCCAUGCUAUCAGGGGUGCGAGGCGCCGACCGCGACCUGAAAGCCCUUGUGCAAGACCUCGAGACGGAGCAGGUCCGCCUACAAACUACGUGCGAGGUGCUCCUCGACGGCAUCGCGCCGCUGUCCCGGAUCGACGACAUGGUCGAGAAGCCUUUCGGGCCCGAGUGGGAGCAGUUCAGCGACAACAUCCGAGAGCGACUAUGGAAGGGAACGGGCAAGUUCAAGGAGCAUGCCAAGGAGAUGCAGGAGGCGGCGGAGGAGUUGAGGGAGAAGUUGUACAUGGAAGCAGAUGGCAAGGCGAGAGCCACACAUUUCAAACCGAGAUGUACUAGUCUGCUAACGCUCUAUCAGACCAAUCUAAAUAGCCCCGGGGCAAUAAUGAAAGAGCUUAGAAGAAAGACAUCUUUCUCGCUAAGAAAGAAAGACUACGAAGGCAUUAUCGCCCGCAUCAAGACGGCCAACUCGGUCCUGCAUGACCUCGCUGGGCAGAAUCGCGACCUCGAGCCCAGCCGGCGGCGGCGGUCACAGGCCAGGGUCACCAAACUCAUCCGUGGCCUGUCGCGGAGCAUCUUCGACGCCCUUAGGAGUGCAGCAACGUGCCGCUGCGUCCAGUCCCACGACGUGUGUCUCGAGCUGGUGCCGAGGAAGGCUGUCCUGGUGCCCAGCGAUGUGGAAGACGAGGUGGCCAAGAACCUCAACUUUCACGUGGUGCUAGGGUCAUAUGAGAGCCCUGUUCCUGAAACUGACUGCUCGGGCCAGGAUGAGAAGAGAGUGAAGCCUCUAGAACGACCAACCCGGUGGGACAGUCUCCGUGUCCAAUUCGAGCCCAAGAGCGAACUUAGCAUGAAGUCGCCUUCGUCGUUGAGUGCUCCUCUGAGCAAGCCCAGAUCUCCAUCACCACGGCGGAGAGUUCGAUUCCGUGAAUCGUUGGGCUUCAUAUCUAGGCGGGAGUUGACGUCCUCAUCAACAGAGACGCUAACCGUCGUCUCUGAGAAGAACCUGGUUGUCAGCACAGCGUCACUCCCUAUAGAAGCAUUACCCCCCGUCCUCAAAUCGGACCUGUGCCGAGUGAUAUUCACAUGGCAUGAGGAGCGUAGGGGGCCGACGACCGAGCGCUGCGGGUACAUCGCCGACCCGCAUCGCACGUUUGGUCUCUACCCGCAGCAUCGUCAUCCAGAAUCUAGCUCGGCCGUCACGCUACGGCAGAUGCUAGAGGGAAAGAAUCCCGAGUUUCAGGAGCUCGGUCUCCUGGAGAAGCUGAGGAUCGCGCUGGCUAUCUCCAUGAGCAUCCUCCAUCUAUACGACACUCCCUGGCUGGCGGGAAUCCUGACCUUGGACGACGUCGUGUUCCUUCGGGAAAGCCAGAAGGCCACAUCACAUACAGACUCUCCCCUUAGGCCCUUCAUGGCUAAGAACUUCGUCAGAACAACCGACGCAGCAGCACCUCUAAAAGUUCCACCGCAGAACACACCGCGCAAGCCAUCCAAGGCCAUGAACCUGACUGUGCUAUCCCUCGGCGCGAUGCUGAUCCAGGUGAUGAUCGGGCAGGCGGUGCCGGCGCUCGACAUGGCAGCGGACUCGAACAUGGACCUCAACGCGAUGCUCGAGAAGCACGAGGCGGGCGGCAAGUUUAGUGAUGAGGUGCUGCAGAGCGGGGGAUGGAACUACAUGGCGGCAGUGAAGUGGUGCCUGGAGACUGAGAGCGUGUUGGGGAUCAUGGGACUGGAGAACGAGGACUUUUGUCAGAGGUUUUAUGAGGCGGUUGUGGCGAGGCUGGAGAAGGAUAUACAACAGUUGAAUGGCCGAUAUUGGGAGUGA